AUGGCAAAUUUGCAAUUUACAAUUUUUGUUGUUCUCUUCAUCUUCGUUGCAGCAAUAUCCAUUAAAGCUGAAACAGUAGACCGAACCGACUCGAGUCCAAAUAAUUCUAAAAGAAAUGUAUUGAAUAAAAGAAACGAAGACAAAGUAUGCCAAUGUACGAUCGCCGAAGCGAUUUUCGAUUCUUCAUUUAAGGGUUUAUUCUUCUUUUCACAAGACGAAUGUGGUAGCACGACCAUUGCAGGAAUAUUGAAUGUUCAAUUUUGUGAUGAUGGUAGUACCAAGCCCUUUACACACACAUUUCCCGCAAUCAAUUUGGAUUGUAAUAAAGAUGGUAUCUUUAUCCCGGAAGCCGGUAAAUAUAGCAAACGUGCCGCCAAUAAACCACCUGCGACAGCAAUUAAAAAUGGUAAAAACAGAAAUGACAAGCCAUUGGAUAAAGCGCAAAUUAACAAACUUUAUAAAUAA
Molecule: messenger RNA, 465 nt
Organism: Funneliformis caledonium
Lineage: Eukaryota; Fungi; Glomeromycota; Glomeromycetes; Glomerales; Glomeraceae
Source: the annotation of a GenBank genome assembly